AUGACCAAGGCUGAAGGAGAUGAACGGCAGCAGGUGGUGCUCGACGGCAGUGACGUUCCAGCAUUCUCGGUGGCGUCGAUGGCGGCUCCAGCGUUCCAGCACUCACGGCGGUGCAGGUCUCGGCUCCAGCAGGCUCUCUGGCGGUGCAGGGUCUCGGCUUCGGCAGUGCAGGUUCUCGGCUCCGGCGGUGCUGGUUGCUCACGGUUCCAGCCGUGGGUUGAGGUUAAGGCUUUUAGCAAAUCUCUCGAGUCAUUUAAAACUGCAAUUGUUGUUGGUGGAACUAAUAUAUCUGACCAGAGGUCUGAGCUCCGUGCUGGAGUUGAUAUAGUUGUUGCUACUCCUGGGAGAUUUAUAGAUCAUUUGCAGCAAGGAAAUAGUUCACUUUCAAGAGUUUCAUUUGUUGUUCUAGAUGAGGCUGACAGAAUGCUUGACAUGGGGUUUGAACCUCAGAUAAGAGAGGUGAUGCGGAGUCUUCCUGAAAAGCAUCAAACUUUGUUGUUUAGUGCUACCAUGCCUGUGGAGAUUGAAGCACUAACUCAGAUAAGUUGACAAGUUGACGUGAAUAUUUAAAUAUUAAUUCUGAAGCAAGGUCCUUUUGUAGAAG
This is a messenger RNA of Humulus lupulus (European hop), 604 nucleotides long. RefSeq names its product DEAD-box ATP-dependent RNA helicase 20-like. The transcript is spliced from 5 exons. Gene Ontology annotation, molecular function: nucleic acid binding; ATP binding. Lineage: Eukaryota; Viridiplantae; Streptophyta; Magnoliopsida; Rosales; Cannabaceae. The record is from RefSeq and is a predicted model, not a curated record. Bases 1 to 549 code for a protein of 182 amino acids.